GGUGGCUUCCUGGUAUGCGUAAUGACUGUUUGCAGGCUGGGUCUGGGGGGGUUGGCUACUCUGCAGAGCAGUUCUGCUGACUGCGGUAGAGAGGAACUACCUCAGUGCGUCAGCACUCUGAAAUGAAUGAAGAAAAAAAACAAAUCAAUCAGAGUGACUGCAGAGGGAAAGAGGAAGAGAAGACUCUACACACUUUCUAAUCCUGAUCUUUUGCGUAGCUGUCCUUACAUGCGCUAGUGACCGGGAGCACAUGCUCUGUAAGAUGUGAAGUACUCCCUAUCCCCCAACCGGUGCUAUAAAUCAAGAUGACCUUCCUUCUUUUCUUCCUCUUGGUCCUCUCCAAGAGCCGAGCUGACAGCUUUGAAGAGGCAUACAGUGACCUGGAACACUACAGGACUAUAUACAUCUCAGAAAAUGGCCCCAGACUCUCAGUUGACACAGCUCAACCCAAAAUAAUCUCUCAACGUGGAGGCAACGCCACACUGCAAUGCAAGUUCAAUCGGGAUCCCUCAUCUCCCCCAAAUCCCAAACUGAGGAUUAAAUGGACUAAACUGACUUCAGACUAUCUGAAGGAAAUUGAUGUGUUUGUAGCUAUGGGCUUCCACAAAAAGAGCUAUGGUCGAUUCCAUGGCCGUGUACACCUGCAGGCUGCCAGCAAGAAUGAUGCCUCAUUAGUUAUCACUGACAUCACUCUGGAGGAUUAUGGGAAAUACAAGUGUGAAGUCAUCGAUGGCUUGGAGGAUGAUACAGCAGUCGUAUCCCUUGACCUGGAAGGCAUUGUGUUUCCAUAUUUUCCUCGACUGGGUCGUUACAACCUGAACUUCGCUGAUGCUGAGAAAGCUUGCCGAGACCAGGAUGCCAUUGUGGCAUCUUUUGAUCAGCUGUACGAUGCAUGGAGAGAUGGGUUGGAUUGGUGCAAUGCAGGGUGGCUCAAUGAUGGAUCGGUGCAAUACCCCAUUACCAAACCCAGAGAGCCAUGUGGAGGCAAAAACACCAUUCCUGGUGUGAGGAAUUAUGGGAUGCGUGACAAGCAAAAGGAAAGAUAUGAUGUCUUCUGUUUCACCUCUAACUACAAAGGACGUUUCUAUUAUUUGAUACACCCUUUCAAACUUACGUAUGACGAGGCAGUGCGGGCAUGUCAAAAGGACGGCGCUCACAUUGCCAAAGUUGGGCAGAUGUACGCAGCAUGGAAGCUGCUGGGCUACGACCGCUGCGAUGCAGGCUGGCUGGCAGACGGCAGUGUACGUUACCCAAUCUCAAGACCACGCAGACGCUGCAGUCCCACGGAGGCUGCCGUACGCUUCUCUGGUUUUCCAGACAAGAAGCACAAACUCUACGGCGUCUACUGCUACAAGAGCGACAAAUGAGUGUACCAACUGUAUAACUCAAGAACUAUGCGUUAUAAUGUAAGGAGUUAGUUUGAGUGCAUUAAAACUGUGACAAAGUCUCUAGAUACUGUAAUACAGAAGGAUUUAAAUAUAAAAUAAGUGAUUGGUGUUUGUUUGAAGCAAAGAUUCUGUAGAAUUAGGCACCUCAGGCACCCUCUUCUCUCAAAAUCAGGACUUCGCUACAAGACGGCAACAGGACAGGAAUAGUAUUCAUUGGGUGCUGCAGAAAUUAUAGCUCCAGGUUCCAGGUCUGAAUGAUCUUAUACAGUACAGCAGUGCUGAAGGAAGAGAUAUUUGGUGAGACUGCAGAAGAAAUUCACACUGUGCUCUUCCAUUUAGCAUGCAGUAGCUUGAGGGAUGUUCUAGAACAGAAUGACAGCAAAGCUUGCAUACUUUGACCUGAUACCUUUGGGCACUUAGUUUAUCAUUCAAGAACAUCAUAUCCCAUAUAAAUAGCAUGUGAAGGAAAGGAAAACAAAUUCAACGAAAGUGCUAAACACCAUGCAGUACAGCCAUGGCACAAUGAGAAUUUUUUUCUUUUGCCAUCCUUACAGGGUGCUAUAUUGUAUUAUUUUCUAAAAACAUACCUUUUUAAAUUUAGUUUUAUGUGUGGACCAAACCAUGUUGAGUCAUAAGUCGCAUUGUUCUGUGAUUUUUUUUUUAACUAUUGAAAUAUACAAGUAGAGUGUUUAUAAAUGUGUUAAUUAUCUUUUUCUUGAAACUAUGUGUUUAUACAAUGUCUCCCCUAAAACGCAAUGUAAGAAAUUCAGAGCUCCAAUGUAUUGACCUCAUCACUGUCAAACGUCUUUGUGUUCAGGAUGAUGAAGAAAUCUGUGGUUCAUACUACAGACAUUAUAACAAAACCAUUGUUUUUCCAAAAGUAAAUCUUGGUUUGUUUUCUAGAACUUGUUAUUUAGUAUUUCUGAUCAAUUCAUGAAACCACAGAAGACCUAUCCUCAAACAUAGCCUGUGGCAAUGUUGCCAAAUGUUAAUACAAAAAUGUUAAUAAAAAUUAGUUUACUAGAAGUUGUGUGAAAGAAAGCACACAGCGCAGUCUCUAGCACAUGUGAUGAGUAGUUUUAGCCUAUGCAUGUUACUGUUUACAAAUAGCAAGACAGAGGUGCUUAAAAAGACAACAGUGCUAAUGAUCAUGUUGUGUUACUUAGUAAAAGAAAAACAGCACAAUGAACUUAGUUUUCUAUUGUUGAAAACAAAAAGACCUUACAGGAAAAGGUGUACUCAAAGAUGAUGCAAAAAAUAAUGGCAAAACAAAAAAAGUGCAUAGUUAGCAUGCUGCAUUCAGUCGUUAUUUAUCUGUGAAGCAGUAGACCUUCAGAAAAACAUGUCAAAGCCAUGGCAUUCGGAAACAAACCUUUAAAACAGACUGCCAAGCUAAGACAAAAACAACUUGAUUCUUGUUAUCAUUAGCAUUAGGGUCAACACAGCCAGUUUAGAACUCAAGGUCAUGAGUUUUAGCCACUACAUUAAAUGACCAGCUCCACCAAAAACGAAAAAAAAAAAAAAAAAAAAAAAGGAAAAAUACACAAAGGUCUAAAUAUCGGUGGUGUUUAAAAAUACGGUAUUCACAUUCGUUUCAUUAUUCAUUUUGUUUUGACUCUGGCAACUGUUCAUUUGCCUUGUUUACAAAACUUCAAUUGAAUGUUUAGACGUCUUUACAGGCAAUGUUAACAUUUUCACCCUUGUUUUGUGUACAUAAAGUAUAAUUAAAAGGAUAUUUUGACUGUAUCAAUGUGGAAAAAAACCCUUGACCCAAAAAAUAAACAAUCAGUCAAAUACA
Cyprinus carpio (common carp) is the source of this 3186-nucleotide messenger RNA. RefSeq names its product hyaluronan and proteoglycan link protein 1b (gene hapln1b). The record is from RefSeq and is a predicted model, not a curated record. Gene Ontology annotation, molecular function: hyaluronic acid binding. Gene Ontology annotation, biological process: cell adhesion. NCBI's taxonomy places the organism in Eukaryota, Metazoa, Chordata, Actinopteri, Cypriniformes, Cyprinidae.